Mollisia scopiformis is the source of this 276-nucleotide messenger RNA. RefSeq lists its product as uncharacterized. Bases 1 to 276 code for a protein of 91 amino acids. The transcript has 2 exons. The record is from RefSeq and is a predicted model, not a curated record. Lineage: Eukaryota; Fungi; Ascomycota; Leotiomycetes; Helotiales; Mollisiaceae.
AUGGUUCUCCUCGCCAUCGCCACCUUGGCCUUGAGUGUUUCUGCUCUUCCAGUCAACCCUCACGUUGAGAAUCUCACUGCUCGCAAGAAUGCCUACGUUGACAACGUUACCUCUCGUUCUGCUAAGAAUGCGUACGUCGACAAUGUUACUACUCGCUCGGCCAAGAAUGGCUACGUUGACAAUGUCACUGCUCGAUCCAACGUCGACGCCGACACCGUCACCGCUCGAUCCAACGCAUAUGUCGAUGACGUUUACUUUCUGCGACGCUUUACAUAG